Messenger RNA from Sciurus carolinensis (gray squirrel), 369 nucleotides. RefSeq names its product 40S ribosomal protein S26-like. Gene Ontology annotation, molecular function: structural constituent of ribosome. Gene Ontology annotation, biological process: translation. Gene Ontology annotation, cellular component: ribosome. The transcript has 2 exons. The record is from RefSeq and is a predicted model, not a curated record. Lineage: Eukaryota; Metazoa; Chordata; Mammalia; Rodentia; Sciuridae. Bases 1 to 369 code for a protein of 122 amino acids.
AUGAAAAAAAGGAAGUUCAUUCGAACCAAGGACGGCAGGCACAGGCAGCCGAGUUGCUGCACAAACUCCCUGUGUGUCCUCGAGGACAAGACCACCAAGUUCAUCAUUCAAAACAGAGUGGAGGCCACAGUCAUCGGGGACACAACUGAAGUGAGGAUCUUUGACACCUACGUGCUUCCCAAGCUGUAUAUGAAACUACUACCUGAGGGGUGCCCUCCACAGCCAGGAACUGUCCUCGAGAGGCCUGGGAGGACCAAACAACUUCACCCCAAUUUAGACCCAAGAAGCUGUCCCAAGACCCCUGCCAAUGCCCAGGGUCUCCAAGGUUUCCUGACACUUGGACAGGACAUUCCAGGUUUGACACCAUAA